AUGAAACCUCGGUUCAAGGUCUUCUGCGACGACAUGCAACCUGCGAACAUGCUCAUUAACCCAAAUACUCUCCGCAUCACUGCUGUGCUCGACUUCGAGUUUACAAAUAGCAUGCCGGCGCAGUUCAUGUAUGACCCGCCCUGGUGGCUGUUGUUACGGGGGCCGGACAUGUGGCUUGCACGUUACGGCAUGGAUGACUUUCUCACACGGUAUGUGCCUAGGAUGGAACAGUUCCUGCGAGCGCUGGAGCGAGUGGGAGCAAAGUCGGCGUCUGCCGGAGGCGGAAGGCCAGCAGAGGAGCUGCGUCUUUCUGCCCGGAUCCGGGAUUCGUGGAAGACUGGACGUUUCUGGUUCAAUUACGCGGCAAGGACGUGCUUGGAUAUCGACGACAUCUACUGGAACGCUUUGCAUGAUCAGGCAGAUGGUGAUGAUGUCGACUUGCUUGAUACGGCGACGCGGGCAGAGAUAAAGCUGUUGGUACGUAUGAAGAUGAAGCAACGGAAGGCAUACGUAGACGAAUGUGCUAUUCGGUUUCCCAAGGAAGAAUCCGAAUAA
Messenger RNA from Ilyonectria robusta, 555 nucleotides. RefSeq lists its product as uncharacterized. The coding region runs from base 1 to 555 and encodes 184 amino acids. The transcript has a single exon. The record is from RefSeq and is a predicted model, not a curated record. NCBI's taxonomy places the organism in Eukaryota, Fungi, Ascomycota, Sordariomycetes, Hypocreales, Nectriaceae.